Molecule: messenger RNA, 941 nt
Organism: Gamsiella multidivaricata
Lineage: Eukaryota; Fungi; Mortierellomycota; Mortierellomycetes; Mortierellales; Mortierellaceae
Exons: 2
Coding region: 100-555 (151 amino acids)
Cellular component (GO): nucleus
Molecular function (GO): DNA binding
Source: RefSeq, a predicted model, not a curated record
ACUCAUCACUUUAACACCCAACCUCAUCACCCUCCUCUCUCUCCUUCAUUUUUUAGCUCCUUUCUCCCUCUCCCCCUCUCACUUAUACACACCACAAGAAUGUCUGGAAAUGUUGGCUGGGAUGACGAGAUUGUGCUUCGCAAGCGUUCGGACCAUGCGAAGGUGACCCGCACCGCUUCCGACAUCAAUGCAGCCCGUCGUGCUGGUGCAGUCGUAUCAACAGAACGUAAGGUUGUGACCAAUGCAGGACAUGUUGGCGAGGACUUUAGGAGGAUUGCCAAGCUGGCAGAGACGGACGAGAUUGUCGCACCCAAGGCGGUCUCGAUGGACGUCGGAAAGGCCAUUGCCAAGGCCAGGAUCGAAAAGAAGAUGAACCAGAAGGAAUUGGGCGUCAAGGUCAACGAGAAGCAGACAGUCAUCAACGACUAUGAGGCUGGCCGUGCUGUACCGAACCAACAGAUUCUCGGAAAGUUGGAGCGCGCUCUUGGAGUGAAGCUGCGCGGCAAGGACAUUGGAUCGCCAUUGACCUUUGGCAAGAACAAGGACACUGCCUAAAAUCAUCGACUGCGCACAAGGACGAAUAGGCGCGGGAGAUCUCGAAAAUCGAUGGCAAAAUCUAAUCCAAUCCAAGCACCAAGCAAACACAAAAAAAACCAAAAAAACAUGCUGCGCCUGCACCGACAUAUCUUAUCUUGUAAAACUAUGGACUCUGUACAUCAAUAAUUGCGAACACAGCAUCUUUUGGGCAAAAAAAAAAAAAAAGGGACUGCGGCAACCUUUGCAGACUAGGCUUUGUCUUUGCACAGACGCAACCUUUUCCUUUGCUUUUGCCAUUGCUAGGAGUCCAGCAUAUGUUGUAUAUAGAAUUGACCAUUAAAGCAACAUCUGGAUACUCUUUCGCAAAAUAAAUACAAAGAAAAAAGAAAAAGGAAAAGGGAAAG